CGAGCCCGACUUCCCCUCUCCACUUGUGUUUUUUGUUUUGGAAUAUUUGACAUAUUUGACAUUCCCCGCCGUCUUUUCUCCACAUUUCACCCACGCAAGCAUGAGUUGUGAAGGAGACGGCGAUGACGGAAGUUACGGUAAACGGAAGGUCGCGUAUGUUUUUAGUCAGGAAUACAUUGAAACUUGUGACUCUUUAUCCAAAGUGCCAAACCGGGCGAGUAUGGUCCACUCACUGAUAGAAGCCUAUGGACUCCUCAAAGAUAUGAGCACUGUGAAGCCACAGGUGGCCACCAUAGAGGACAUGGGUCAGUUCCACUCGGACUUCUACCUGGAGCAUCUUCACAAGAUCAGCCAGGACGGAGACAACGAUGACCCCCAUUCGGCCGACUACGGCCUUGGUUACGACUGUCCAGUGGUGGAGGGCAUAUUUGACUACGCAGCGGCAGUAGGGGGCGCUACGCUCACUGCCGCCCAGUGCCUGCUGGACCAAACGUGCCACGUGGCCAUCAACUGGGCCGGGGGGUGGCACCAUGCCAAGAAGGACCAGGCGUCGGGCUUCUGCUACGUCAACGAUGCCGUGUUGGGAAUUCUCAAGCUGCGGGAAAAAUACGACAGAGUCCUUUACGUGGACGUGGACCUGCAUCACGGAGACGGUGUGGAGGAAGCCUUCAACUUCACGUCCAAAGUCAUGACGGUGUCCCUGCACAAGUUCUCCCCUGGCUUUUUCCCAGGUACGGGCGAUGUCACUAAUAUCGGCUUGUGCAGAGGCCGCUGGUACACGGUCAACGUCCCGCUGGAGGACGGCAUCCGAGACGACAGAUAUUACCAAGUCUUCACCAGCGUCAUGCCGGACGUGCGCGCUCACUACAACCCGGAUGCCGUGGUGAUGCAGCUGGGCGCCGACACCAUGGCGGGAGACCCCAUGUGCUCCUUUAACAUGACGCCGCUGGGGGUGGCCAAGUGUCUGCAGUACGUGCUGCAGUGGCGCCUGCCGACGCUGCUGCUGGGAGGAGGGGGUUACAACCUGGCUAACACGGCCCGCUGCUGGACCUACCUGACGGCAGUUAUUUUGGGCAAGACCCUCACCUCGGAAAUACCGGACCACGAGUUUUUUACGGAGUACGGGCCCGACUAUUCGCUCGAGAUCAGUCCGAGCUGUCGCCCCGACCGCAAUGACGCCAAACACCUGGGGGAGGUCGUCGCCACCAUCAAAAGGAAUCUGAAGAAUGUGGUUUAGGAGCCAUCCACACUCCCCAAUGAAGACAAUAUGGAUGGCAGGCCUUCAGCACUGCAGCCCUGCGGGAUUCAGAAGCAUUUUAGGGCACGUUGGCGGGCUGCUUCGAGGGGCUUGAAGGACUGAAAGAGGUUUUGUGCUUGUUGUACAAUGUUCGCAUGUUCGGAUGUUUUUGGGGAUCUAAAUUGGUGCAUUUGACUGACAAGUGUUCUGCUGAUCCCCUGGGAAAAAAAAAAAAAACAACAAAAAAAAGUUUAGAA
Molecule: messenger RNA, 1494 nt
Organism: Phycodurus eques (leafy seadragon)
Lineage: Eukaryota; Metazoa; Chordata; Actinopteri; Syngnathiformes; Syngnathidae
Gene: hdac8
Product: histone deacetylase 8
Exons: 11
Coding region: 101-1237 (378 amino acids)
Molecular function (GO): histone deacetylase activity
Source: RefSeq, a predicted model, not a curated record